Thyridium curvatum is the source of this 417-nucleotide messenger RNA. RefSeq lists its product as uncharacterized. Gene Ontology annotation, cellular component: nucleus; cytoplasm. Gene Ontology annotation, molecular function: histidine phosphotransfer kinase activity; protein histidine kinase binding. Gene Ontology annotation, biological process: phosphorylation; phosphorelay signal transduction system. The record is from RefSeq and is a predicted model, not a curated record. Bases 1 to 417 code for a protein of 138 amino acids. NCBI's taxonomy places the organism in Eukaryota, Fungi, Ascomycota, Sordariomycetes, Thyridiales, Thyridiaceae. The transcript is spliced from 2 exons.
AUGCCUGACCUUGGAGACGCCGUCGACAUGUCGACGUUCUCUCAGAUUCUCGAGAUGGACGAGGACGAGAACGAACGCGAGUUCAGCAAGCCCCUAGUCUUCGGCUUCUUCGAACAGGCGGAGGAGACCUUUGAAAAGAUGGACAAGGCACUGGAGGAGAAAAACCUCAACGAGCUCUCUGCGCUGGGCCACUUCCUCAAGGGCUCAUCAGCCACACUUGGCUUUAACAAGGUCAGAGACAGCUGCCAGGUCAUCCAGCAGUACGGUCACAGGCUCAACGUCGACGGCACCCCCGAGACGGACGAGGCUGUCUGUCUUCGUCGCAUUACGGACGCGCUCAAGACUGUCAAGGUCGACUUUGAGGAAGUGCAAAAGUCGUUGAAGAAGUUCUUCGGGGGUGAGACCAACGGCACCUAA